This is a messenger RNA of Oryza sativa Japonica Group (Japanese rice), 2234 nucleotides long. Its product is annotated as AT-hook motif nuclear-localized protein 10. NCBI's taxonomy places the organism in Eukaryota, Viridiplantae, Streptophyta, Magnoliopsida, Poales, Poaceae. Gene Ontology annotation, molecular function: minor groove of adenine-thymine-rich DNA binding. The record is from RefSeq and is a predicted model, not a curated record.
UUUACCAAUGCAAUCCUGACGUGCUUCACCUCACCUGCUCAUUUUUUAUUUCCCAAAUUAUAAAACCUUUUCUUUUUUGUUCCCCAAAGAUUACGUGCUAGUAGGGGCGUUAAGAAAAAGGAAAAGAAAGAGAAGGAAAAAAAAAACGGAGAGAGAAAAAUUGGAGAGGCGGGCGAGUUAGGGGAAUUUACGUAGGAGACAAGCGAAAUCCCUAAAUUUUCUCUCCUCUCCUCGCGAGUUGUUUUGAGUGAGUUUCUGCGAGUGCUCUUGAGCUUCCAUCUUUCCGCAUAAGGCUUUGCAAGCUUUGCUCUAGCCUUUUUUUUUUUGUUCAGAUUAUUUUCUUGCGGUUUGUUCUUAAGUACUCGCUAGUGUCCCUAAUUUCCUGGUAAUUUCUUGGUAAUUUUUGGCUGCUUACUUUGCUCGAGCUGGGAUCUGUGUUUCAGUGCUCACUUGCUAAAUCCGAACCAAAUUAAACCUUGGAUUUUAAAACUCCUUCCAGCUAUUUUUCCGUUUUUAUUUGGGAAAUUGUGGGUUUACCAUUUCUUCCUCCGAUUUUCUUUUCCAUUUUCUCCCCUCAUUUGAGCUUCCUUCUCACCCAUUCCAAGAAAUCACCAUCCUUCCGCUGUAAAAUCGUUGAAAAAAAAAUUGUUCCACAGCUUUGAGCAGCGCGGGGUUUAUGGUGGUUUUUGCAGCUCUCGUCUUCUUCCUCAGCUCGCCUUGAAAUUUCGGUCCAAGAAAUCACUGAGCUGAGUGAGCUGCUGAGCUGAGCUUCUGCGAGAGAAGGUGUGGGAAUGAUGGAGGUGACUCAGGUGAGGGCGUCGUCGGAGAUGGCGGGAGGAAGGGAGCCGUUCGUGCUGCCCAAGAGCCCGCCGGCGGCGGCGCCUGCGCCGCCGCCGCCGUCGUCCGGCGGCAUGCAGAGCGUGCGCAUGGCGUACACGGCGGACGGCACGCCCAUCUUCGCUCCGGUGAACUCCGCCCCGGCCCCGGCCCCGGCGGCGACGUACCCGCCCGCAGGAGGCAAUGGCGCGGCGGCUCUCGACGCCGGCGAGCCGGUGGUCAAGAAGAAGCGUGGCCGGCCAAGGAAGUACGGCCCCGACGGCUCCAUGUCGCUGGCAUUGGUGCCCGUGUCCACCGCGGCGGUGGCGGCCUCCGGGCCUUUCUCGCCGGCGGCUGCCGCGAAGUCGCCGGACGCCGUGUCGUCGGCGCCGCCGCCGGGGGCGAAGAAGAGGGGGCGGCCAAAGGGCUCCACGAACAAGAAGCACGUGCCCUCUUUCGGAAUUGGAGAUAUCGGGUCAGCAGGAGCUGGAUUCACACCUCAUGUUAUUUUUGUUAAAGCUGGAGAGGAUGUAUCUGCAAAGAUCAUGUCAUUCUCCCAGCAUGGAACUCGUGGAGUAUGCGUUCUGUCAGCAAACGGCGCCAUAUCAAAUGUGACACUUCGGCAAGCUGCUACUUCCGGUGGAACAGUAACAUACGAGGGACGAUUUGAGAUACUGUCGCUGUCCGGUUCAUUCCUUCUAUCAGAGAAUGGAGGCCAUCGUAGUCGAACUGGUGGGCUCAGUGUUUCUCUAGCAGGCCCUGAUGGUCGCGUCUUGGGUGGUGGAGUUGCUGGACUUCUGACAGCUGCUUCACCAGUGCAGAUUGUGGUGGGAAGCUUCAACACCGAAGGGAAAAAGGGGCCAAAGCUGCAUGCUCCUUCAGACCCAAUGUCUGCACCGCUAAAGAUGGUGCCGAUGAGCGGGACGGGGCCAAGCAGCCCGCCAUCAAGGGGCACAUUGAGUGAAUCAUCGGGCGGCCCGGGGAGCCCGCUGAACCAAGGUGUCACGGCCAGCAACCAUGGCCAGCCAGGGCUACCCAGCUUAUCCUGGAAGUGAGCUCCUCCUCCUCAUCAUCAUCAGUGACCAGACCUUGGUCCCGUCUGACCGCCGUAGAACUUGCGAAAGGAAAUGUCGUGGCGGUGGUACUCGAGGUACUCCGGUGCGACGCCAUGGAUCCUAACUAGCCCCCCUAUCUAGUGUAAUGUCUGAACCUGAAUCAGGGAAGAAAACUGUAGCCGUUGCAUCUCUAGCUAGCUCUUCUGGUGUAGGUGCUGUUACUAUUGGAGACUAGACUCAAUGUGUUAUUUAGGUGGUUAAAUUGUUUUUUUAUCUUCCAGACACCGAUGAAAAAGCUCAUUGCUUCUAUGUAACUAUGUUGGCAUGUUGCGGUUAGCUUGUGGCUCAGUUCUUUUACCUUCU